Molecule: messenger RNA, 1472 nt
Organism: Olea europaea var. sylvestris
Lineage: Eukaryota; Viridiplantae; Streptophyta; Magnoliopsida; Lamiales; Oleaceae
Product: X-linked retinitis pigmentosa GTPase regulator-like
Exons: 2
Coding region: 267-1457 (396 amino acids)
Source: RefSeq, a predicted model, not a curated record
AAACAGCCAUCCACGAUCCAACCCUUGAGAAUCAAGUCCACCACGGCAUAUAAAUCAAACAAGACUACAAACCAAACCCAAAAAACACUACAAGCAAAUAAUAUAUAAGCAAUAAAAAUGGCGAAUAUGGGAAAUUAUAUAUGUUUGACUGACGAGAGGAACACAACCCUAGCCCUCUGAUAACACACAAAAAUUGCAAUGGAUUUGAUCAAUUAAAUCUUAAAAGCCGUACGCGCCGUAUCAUACCACCAGCCCUUCAAUCUCUCAUGGCCAAACUUGAGGGAACCGUACCGAACAAUUUCGACAAACCGGAGUCGGAGGGAGACGACGAGACUCACCGGUGGGGCACUUGGGAGGAGCUCCUCCUGGCCUUCGCCGUCAACCGCUACGGCACCGACCGUUGGGACUCCGUCGCCUCUGAACUCCAGAAGCGGAGCUCCGAGCCUACCCCAACCCUACUGACCCCUCAAAACUGCAAGCAGAAAUACCUAGACCUGAAACGGCGUUAUUUAACCCAAAACGACAACGUCAAUAAUAAAUUGUUGAAUGAUGAUAACGUUGACGGCGACAAUAGCAAAGGCUCUGUUCCGUUGCUGGAGGAACUCCGGAAACUUCGGGUUGCCGAGCUUCGGCGUGAAGUCCAACGUUACGAUCUAAACAUCGAGUCGUUAGAGUUGAAGAUGAAGAGAAUGGAAGAGGAGAGAGAAGGGAGUUUGAGGAGCGUGAAGAACAGUGAUGAAAACUCAGAUCUAGAAAAGAAGGGUGAAGAGAAGAGAAAGGACGACGAGGUAGAACCGGAUGAGAAUGCAUGGCCUCAAUCCAUGGCCGGAGAACCGGUCAUCGGAAAUGAAUCGGAGAAGGAUCAUAUGUCGGUAAACGAAUCAAAUUCCACAGAUCUAGACGGCGAGAAGCUAAGAACCGGUGAUAAAGAAUCAGAACCGGACAGAACCGGAGAUUUUCAGGGAAAAAGGGAUCGAACCGGGGAAGGAAGAGAAGAGCCGGUAGAUUUAAAGGCUGAUUCCGAUCGAACCGGAGAGGGAAAACCUGUUCGAGAGGAAUCAUGUAACGGGAGUUCAGAUAGUAUAGAAAAAGAUCCGGUUCGGGAAGUCAAGGUUGAGCGGGCGAGUGACUCGGUCGGGUUGGUGGACUCGGAGGCCGAGUCAAAGGGAGGGGGAGAUGAAGCAGCGAGAGAAAGUUCCGACGUGCAGAGCACAGCGAGUAGAUCGAAGGAGGAAAAUGAUAAGAUACAUCGCGGGAGCCUGAGUGGUGAUGAACGUGACCACGUGGAUCAAUCAGGAACCCUUAAAGAUUUGCCUGUUGCAUCUCAGCCGUUGCUCGACUUUUUGCAUAACCUUCGAGCACAUAAGAGCGGCUCAGUCUUUGAGAGGCGGCUCCAGAGCCAGGUGAAUAUCAAAUAUCGGUUUUGUUUUUAUUUUUAUUGCAAAAAGAAAAUAUAAAAUUGUGAAGGUGAA